AUGGAGUUUUAUGUCUUUCACAUCAUUACUUUUCUCAUGCUUGUGGUAACUAAUGCUGCAACGUUACCUCCUCAACUUUAUUGGAAAUCAAUGCUUCCCAACACUACAAUGCCAAAAGCCAUCACUAAUCUCUUACGGCCAGUUGCUGAAUAUUGGAGUGAAGGAAAAGCGACUUGGAUCAAUGAUGCUGACGGUGUUGAAUUUAAUGUUUACUAUGUUUAUCCUGAAAAAGUUGAGCAUAAUAUAUCAAAUUUAGGUAACUUCUUCUUGAAAAAGGAUUUGCAUGAUGGUAAAAAAUUGAGCAUGAUAUUCCCCAAAACAACCUCAAACAAUAAUGUAGCAAAAUUCUUGCCUAAAGAGGUUGCUGAUUCAAUACCAUUUUCAUCAAACAAAAUGGAAAACAUCCUUCAUAAAUUAUCCAUCAAGAAAGGAACAAAGGAAUAUAAAAUUGUGAAAAAAACAAUCAAUGAGUGUGAAUCAAAGGGUAUUAAAGGAGAGGAAAAACUUUGUGUAACAUCAUUAGAGUCAAUGGUUGAUUUCACUACUUCAAAACUUGGAAAAAAUGUUGAAGCUAUUUCAACUGAAGUGAAAAAAGAAAGUAACGAGUUCCAAGAAUAUGUGAUAGAAAAAGGAGUGAAGAAAUUGGGAGAUAAGAACAAAACUAUUGUGUGUCACAAAGAGAAUUACCCUUAUGCAGUUUUUUACUGUCAUAAAACAUAUACAACUGAAGUUUACUCUGUGUCUUUGGAAGGUGUUGAUGGAAACAGAGUUAAAACUGUUGCUGUUUGUCACACUGAUACUUCACAAUGGAAUCCUAAACAUUUGGCUUUUCAAGUGCUUAAAGUUGAACCUGGAACUGUUCCAAUUUGUCACCUUCCCCCACAAAAUCAUGUUGUUUGGGUUUCCAAGUAA
Molecule: messenger RNA, 912 nt
Organism: Trifolium pratense (red clover)
Lineage: Eukaryota; Viridiplantae; Streptophyta; Magnoliopsida; Fabales; Fabaceae
Product: BURP domain protein RD22-like
Exons: 3
Coding region: 1-912 (303 amino acids)
Source: RefSeq, a predicted model, not a curated record